AUGGCCUCCGCCGAAAUAUUAGUCCCAAUUGAGGAACCCAUUGAAAAAGAUACGCCUGAUGAGAAUGGGGGAGAUUCUCAAGAACCAAAAUCCGAGGCAGAUAAAGAUAAGCCAACAGACCCUUCUGAGCUAAAAAACACGCCCUCCAAACGACCUUCGACUAGUAAUGGCCCAAAAAGGGCCGCUACAACAGCAACAAGUCGAACCUCUAAACCCGUGUCAGCGUCAGCCCGUGCUGCCCCCGGAAGUACCCUUACCAAACCACCAAUUCGACCUACUGGUACAACCACUACUAGACGGCCUCCUUCGAGCGGAACACCGGCCACGACAGGUUCUCACCGAUCACGUGUCUCCAUUGGUAGCUCUGCUGAUGAGAGAGCCAGUCGUAUCACGACGUCAGGUGAUGAGAACCGGAGGCCAGCUGUUGCAAAGCGAAUGUCACUCACCGGGACUUCCACUAGGGCCCCUCUGAAGCCCACACCAUUGGGAUCGGACCGAAAGGUAGCUGCUACACCCCCUGCAAAGUCUACUGCCACUCGUACUGCUCUUUCUACCACUCAGAGCCCAUCAAAGUCUACCCCCCGGUCCUCGGCCACAGUUCAAUCCACAGGCACACGUACUACAAGGCCCACGACGACCGGUAGGGUUUCAAUUUCUAGCUCCGAUCUUGUUAAAAGGCGAGUUGCUCCCCAAGUAACUCCGGUAGGGAAGAGGCGAUCUACCGAAAUCCAACUUACCUCAAAAUCUCCCGAACUGCAAAAGCGAAUUACAGAAUAUGGGGCUAUUAAAGCGAUGCUUCUGGCGGCUAUUGCUGCCGAUGAAGCUGGAGAAGGGGCUAAACGUGACGAAAUUCAAACCGAUAUCGACUCUGCGGUCUCGAAGCUUAAAGAUGAGUUAGAGAUCAGGGCACAUGAUUCUACCAAUAGCUGUGAACCUGACAAGGUCGCUACCUUAAAGGCGCAGCUAGAAGAAAGCGGACAUAAGCUCGCUGAACUGCAGAAGCAGCUUGACGAGUCCUUAAAGAAAAGUGCUGACCUAGAGAAGUCUGCAGACGAGGGAGCUGCCGCUGUCCAGGCAGAACAUUCCACUCAAAUCUCCAACAUGACUGAAUUGCACUCUCAGGAGAUCAAGGACUGGGAGAAAAAGUUGGCGGAGUCCGAAGUAAAAUACCAAGAAUUAGCCGCUCAGUCGGCUAAAGACCUGGAAACAUUGAAAUCCUCAGUUGAGGCGGGUGACGCUAGAAAUACAGCGCUUCUAGAAGAGCAGAAAGCUGAUCAACAAGCAUCCCUUGAAAAGCUUGAAAGCCAGCUCUCAGCUGAACUUUCCUCCAACAAAGAGCUCUCAAGCCAGAUAGAGACACUCAAAUCGGACAUUGCCGCCCGUACUGGAGAGCUAGACACCCUGAAAGAUUCCACGGAAAAGGAGAAGCUAGCUGUUAUUGAAACGCAGCAGGGCAAAGUCUCGCAACUCGAAAACGAAUUGAGGGGCCAGAACACGGUUAUGAAUAACUUAAAAGAUGAAAUUCAGCUUCUUAAGGAUUCAAAAGACAAGGAAUUUCUCGAAGCCCAAGAGUCAUACUCUCAAAAGGUCGCUGCGCUUGAAGACACAGUUGCGUUGCUUGAGGAGAAACUGUCCGAAACCGAAGCAAACACGGCUCGUGGUACAGCAGAAACUACCGGGAUGUUAACUAGUAAGGACAUGGAGAUUCAACGUCUUGGCAAAGUCAUCGAAGAUCUCCAGAAUCGUAUCCAAGAGCUUCACGAGGCAAAAUCUGACGAGCAUGAUAAAAAGAUAAUGGAGCUCGGCACAGCGCAUGAGCGUGCGCUCGCAGCAUUAAAGGCCGAGCAUGAUUCUACCUUGGCUACCUUGGCUGCCACACAUGAACAGCAACUUGCGGAGGUAAUAAAUGAGACGAAAGUUCUAAGAGAAGCCAAAGACAAAGAAUUGGCUAGCCUGACCAAAGGGCAUGAGAGUUCUCAAGCAGAACAUGAAGCUAAAGUUUCCGAGCUGGUUGAGAUCAAAAGUCGCUUGGCAGCCGAGCUAGACUCCUUGAAAAUAACACAUCAAGACGACCUCCAAGUUUUGCAGAAUAAGCUAUUCGAAACGGAGACCGCCCUUGCGGAUUCCAAACAAUCACAGGAGGAGACUAAGGCCGCCGAAAAGGCAGCCUCAGAAAGUCUAACCCGAUCUUUAGAAGAUAAGAUACAAACUUUGGAGACGCAGUUAUCUGAAAGUAAUAAACACAUUCAGAUCCUUACCGAUGACUUAAAGGCGGAAAAAUCUCAAGUCGAGGGCCUUCAAAAAGGACUCGAGGCUUUUGAAGUCGACAGUAAGGGAAAGGAUGAUCACCAUGAUGCCAUCGUGAAGAAGCUGACUACCGAAAUCGAUACUAUCGCCAAAUCUUUGGAAGAGAAGACCAGUGAGCUUUCUUUGGCAGAGGAAAAACAUUCUGCUACUUUAAACGACCUAUCAGCUGCUCAUCAUACUACCUUAGAGGCACUUAAAGUCGAUCUAUCUCAAUCUCAUGAGGGUAAGUUAAAGGAGAUGCAGGCCAUGCUUAGCGAAGUUUCUGUCUCAAAGAGUGACCUUGAAACUUCGCACGUAUCUCAAAUACAAUUACUGAAGGAUGGGCAUGCCGCUGCCCUUGGACAACAGGCAGCCAAACUUACCGCUCUUGAAGAAACGCAUAGAGUAGCCAUCGAAAAUUUGAUUGCUGAACUUGAGGACGCCCAAACAAAGAAAGUCGGGGAAUUAGAGACAUCUUAUUCUGGUAAAUUGAAGGAUUUAGAAACAACACACGCAAAAGCGAUCGAAGAGCUCCUUGCCGCCCACGAAAUUAAAAUCGAACAUCUAAAAGCAGAGCACCAUGCAUCGGUGAAAGAAGAUUUAGCCGCGGCAGAACUUUCACACUCCUCUGCUCUCGCGAAAGUUCAGCAAGAACUCUCAAAGGCUCAGGAAGCUGCCGCGGAUACAUCGGCCGUUGAUCGGCUUAAGGAAAAGUUGGCGGGAAGCGCCUCCCAGCUCGCGAAAUCUGAACAAGAAAAAGCUGAUAUCGAGUCGCUCUUACAAUCUACGAAAUCAUCUGUUUCGCAGCUCGAAGCGUUAGUGCCAGAGCUAGAAAGCACUAAAGCACAGCUUUCAACUGCUAACGAAAAUCUCACUCAACUCAAACAUACCCAUGAGUUGGCGAUUGCGGAAGUGCAAAAGCUAAAAGCUGAUGUCUCAGAAGCAAAUACGAAAGCAGCGAAGGUGGAGGCCACGUUUACUGAUUUUGAAAAGAACAUCAAUGCCCUAAGUGAGAAGAAUAUAACUCUUAUUGAGCAAUUGCAAGAAGCAGAAACAUCUGCGGCUAAAGGUACCCGACGCAUUCGAGAUCUGGAGUUCGAUCUUGCCGAAGCAGCAAAGCAACUGUCCAAUGGCAACUCUUCCCAAUCAAAAGGAGGCCUUGCAGAAAGCAAAUGGGCCAUUCCCGAUGAAGAAAACAAGGUGAUAUCCAGUGAUAGUGUCGCAGGAGACUCAGGUCCAGCCACUACGGAAGGUGAGGACCUCGGUUCAUCUAUUCAAGGAACGAUGGCCAGCAUCCAAGAACAACUGCGGCAACUUGAAGAUGAACACGAGGAUAUGUUGGAUGAAAGUGCGAGAAUCGUGAAUAUGCUUUCGAAAACAAACCAAGGUCCUCCUCCAUGCACCACUACUGAGCCCAACACUGCCCAAGCCAGUUGA
Messenger RNA from Ophidiomyces ophidiicola, 3723 nucleotides. RefSeq lists its product as uncharacterized. Bases 1 to 3723 code for a protein of 1240 amino acids. The transcript is spliced from 3 exons. The record is from RefSeq and is a predicted model, not a curated record. Lineage: Eukaryota; Fungi; Ascomycota; Eurotiomycetes; Onygenales; Onygenaceae.